Molecule: messenger RNA, 1972 nt
Organism: Patella vulgata (common limpet)
Lineage: Eukaryota; Metazoa; Mollusca; Gastropoda; Patellidae
Product: exportin-4
Exons: 12
Coding region: 5-1555 (516 amino acids)
Biological process (GO): protein export from nucleus
Cellular component (GO): cytoplasm; nuclear pore
Molecular function (GO): nuclear export signal receptor activity
Source: RefSeq, a predicted model, not a curated record
CCGAAUGAUUACGCAAAAACGUGUAGAUGGCGUUGACGUUGAGAAAAGAGUGAUGGCGGAUCAAAGCAUGCAAGAUUUGGAACAUGCUACACAGAUUGUGUUGGCACCUCCAAAUAUUGUGACAUCAGAACAAAGGCAUGCUGCAGAAGCAGUUAUAUUAUCCUUUAGAAAAACAAAACUGCCUUAUAAUACUUGUAAAUUUAUACUAGAGAAUACAAAGAGUGAUUAUGUAUUAUUUCAAACAGCCACUACAUUAAAGGAAGCAGUAGUUCGAGAAUGGAAUUUAUUAAGUGCAGAAGAUAUAGAAUCAUUGAGAUCCUUUUUACUGAGAUAUAUCACAAAACAUAUCAGUUUACAGAGUUAUGUAAGAGAACAGAUAUUACAGACAGUAGCGGUUAUAUUAAAGAGAGGUACUCUAGAUCCUAAAGGUUCAGGAUGUGAAAAUAUGUUCACUGACGUCACUAGUCUCAUUAGCAGUGGUAACGUUACAAUGCAAUUGGUUGCCUGUUCGAUGUUAACGUCGUUAUUAAAUGAAUAUUCCAGUUCUAGUCGAACCAGUAACGCUGGUUUUACCUGGGAAUUUCACAAUAGAUGUAAACGUACAUUUGAGGCAACUAAUUUAAAGAAAGUUUUCCUGUUCUGUUUACAAGUUUUAAAUGAAAUAGAUGGUCAACCUACACCUUUAACAAGGGAGGCAAUCGCUGUAUUAAACAGAGUUCUCUCUAUAACAGAACAGGUGCUUUCAUGGGAAUUUACACCCAAAAAUUUAAUGAGAAGAAGAAUAGGAUUAUUUGAAACUAAUAGUUACGUUACAUUAAAACCUAAUGAAGCAUGGAGAGAUACUUUAUUAGAUAGAAAUAUUUUACAACUAUUCUUUAAGAUACAUGAGAAAGCGAGGUUCAAUUCCGAAAUGGCUCAUCAUUCCAUUCAGUGUUUAGGUCAACUGGCAUCGUUAAAUGGUUCUAUAUUUGUUAAUGACGAGGCUAAGACUCAAUAUCUCCAGUCAUUUCUAGAUGGUUUCCUUCAUUUACUUGCCAGUAUUGAUCUACAAGAUUUUGAGAAUCUCGGGGUGGCGACGACGUUUAAGAAUUUAUUAAUGAUGUUUCCACUGCCAUGUUUCCUAGCGUUACCAGAUACUCACUUCCAGGCGUUAGUUGAUCACAUGACCAGAUUGACAAGUCACAUGGGUAGAUUAGCAGCCAUGGAAGAAGCAUUACAUAAAGAUGAUACGAUAUAUAUGGAAGGUUAUGAGAAGAUGUUGGAGACGUGGAUGCAGUUGAUAUCAGACGUGAAAUCUUUACCAGAUGGCGCUCUUAAACCACAGGCGUCGCAGAUAUUUAACUCUUACUUACAGUGUCAUAUUAGUCCACCAGAUGGCAUACGAUCACAGAAUUGUGCUGAAGCCGGAGUAGAUGAUGAAGAAAUAGAUGAAUUGGAUGAAGAUGAUCGUGACAAGUUUUCUGAUCAGUUGUGUUGUAUCGGGGCGCUAGCUAGAGUUAUACCUGAACAUUCCAUUCCAUUAUUAGCCAAGAUCUGGAAGAGUUGUUAUCAUUGACAUGUUCUGAAUAGUGUGAGGGAUCAGCCAAUGAAAUGGCCUGUUAUGGCGAGCUUGUUUUGCACGGAACUGUGGGUAAUCCACUAGUAACAUCAAUGCUGAUUGGUUAAUCAAAUGUCUGAUUUCAUAGGGUCAAAAGUCGCUUGUAUGACCUCUGACGCGACCUAUCGCUACAACCGGGCAGAUCUUCAUGUAGUGUAGGCCAUCGAAAGUAUUAAAAAUCAAAAUGGAAUAUAGAUGUGUAUUUUAAUAAGAUUGGGAUAUUCUAGAAAGAUAAAAUGAUACUCCGGUUACAGUGAUGUGUGUUUAUUAUUAUUUUGUAUUAUAGUUGUAGAGUAGUAGAUGUGAUUGUAUUAUAUUAUAUUUGUAGAGUAGAUGUGAUUAUAUUGUAUUAUAUUUGUAGGGUAUAUUAUAUUA